UACAACUAUGUUUAAUAACAAAAUAAAAUAGCGAAAUUAAUGAAUUACAAGUUACAAAUACACCAAAAUAAUAAAAAAAUGGAAUAAAUGUAAAUAACUCAGGCACGUUCGUACUCGCCGCUAGAAGCGCCGGAGAUGGGUUUUCAACCCUUCCGGGCGGCUGGAAACAAAAAAAAAAACUCUCUGCUCGGCAAGUGCGAGGCGAGACAGAAGAUGAAGAUCGAGCCGAGGAGAAAGGAGAAGUUUGAGUCUGCCUUCGCUCGUCGUCGGCACCGAAGAAGAAGUUCGCUCGUCGUAGCCGCCAACCUCUACUUUCGUUCUCUGCCCAGCCGUAAUUUGCUUCCGACGUCACCCAUCUUCGUUGCCGCCCGAUUUACCAUGGGAACGGACAUGCUGCGAGGGUUGAGGUUGGUGGCGGCUGCCGGAGAGAAGAAUCCACAGCGACAGCGGCGGGGUUGAGGUUGGCAAUGUCUGGGCAGGGUAACGGAUUGUUUGAUUAGGGUUUUGGUUAGAGAUUGGGGUUAGAGGGUAAGAUUGUCAAUUUGAUGUAUUUUAGGGCGACAAAUAUUGAAUUUUAGGGCGACGAAUAGCAAUCCAGUAAUAAUUAACAUAACAUUUCAGGCAAAUCUCAUUUCAUGCAUAAAGUACUGUAAUAUCCACCCAAGUCGCCAAGACAAAAUCUGUGAUGGUUUGAUGCAACAAGACAUAAAUUUUUAAUUUGUAGUAUGCGUCACCAAGACAAAAUCUGUGAUGAUUUGACGCAUACUACAAAUUAAAGAGAGAAGUGUAAGUGUGUCACCAUAAUAUCCACCCCAAGUCGCCAAGACAAAAUCUGUGAGGAUCUGGCCUAAAGCAGACAAUAUUUUGUCGAGAAAAUAUUCAAGAUGUUACGCUUAAUAUCUAUGGUCCGAACUAUAUGUUAAUAAAUUAAUUUGGCUAAA
Molecule: messenger RNA, 941 nt
Organism: Linum trigynum
Lineage: Eukaryota; Viridiplantae; Streptophyta; Magnoliopsida; Malpighiales; Linaceae
Source: the annotation of a GenBank genome assembly